AUGCAACACAACGGAGCAGAGCAAUCAAAGGGAAGUAGUCUUCUAAAAGCACCGAAAAGAGCGACUAUUGUCGUCACGCCGAAAACACCGCCGAAAAAACGCAACAGAUUGAGGAAUAUGUUCGAUUUUGGAACUGCUAGAGAAAACAGAACACAACCGUCAAUUUCAACGGUUGAGCAAACGCAACAAAUGUCAAGUCAAGAACUACCCGCUCUCGAUCCAACACUACCCAGUAUCGAUACAGUCCCAUCUAACGGCACUCUUGAUGUACGGCUGUUACUGUUCUGUUGA
Molecule: messenger RNA, 291 nt
Organism: Anisakis simplex (herring worm)
Lineage: Eukaryota; Metazoa; Nematoda; Chromadorea; Rhabditida; Anisakidae
Source: the annotation of a GenBank genome assembly